AUGGUGAUGGAGAGUGAGCACAUGGUUGUUGGUGAUGACGUUGGUGGCGGUGAUGGUGAAGAAGACCUCGAAAUCCCCCUCUUCGGCGUGGAGACUAGGACCAAUCUAACCCACGAAACAAAGAUCGUAGAUGUGGCGGCGCUCUGUUUUGCGAAAAGCUUCGUGCUCUUGGCCAGACUGAAAAAACGUUUGCUAAAAACAGCGUCAGAUUCAGCAGCUUUACCCAAGUUUGGAUCUGGUGCUUCUGGUGGUGGCUUGGCGGCGGCGAGCUCCAAUAGUGGGAGCAACCGCGGCGGGCCUUAUGCUCCAGAAUCUCCUUCAAUAAAUGGCCCAGUAGAUGCUUUCUUCUUUGCAAGGUGUGCGGUGACUGCUCUGCUCCUCCUGGAUGGCCGUGGUGGUAGGGGGGAGAAGCACGGCGAUUUGACAAGGUAUUUUGUGCCACUUUCAAGUGGCAGCAACUCUAAACCAAGCGCAGAUGAGAGUGAAAAUGUUAUGGACAUUGUGGUACAUCAAGAGAAAGAGCAAGAUGUAGGCAAAGAGACGGAAAAUUCCACGGCUGCCGAACAAGUGGAAGAAGCUAAUGGAGAUUCUAGGACUGCCGAACAAGUGGAAGUGGAAGAUAUUGAUGUGAAUGAGAAUGUUGAUGUUCAACAAGAUGAAGGUAUACAAUAUUUUGGUCUAGAUGACAUCAAAUUUGAUCCAGGACUUCGCAUUCCAAUUGAUCAAUUUCAUCCCAAUAUUAGAGAUGAUGUUAAAUUUGCAUAUCUAGAGAAAGGUCCAACUCAACCAACUCGUCAUAAAUUCCGUAGAGAUAGAGAUGAUAGAAGCUUUCGGCCAAAUUGGUAUAAGGAAUUUAAUUGGUUGGAAUAUAGUGUGGACAAGGAUAAGGCAUAUUGCUUCUACUGCUAUCUUUUUAAAAAUGACCAGAUGCAUGAAAAAUUUGGUUAUGAUGUAUUCACCAAAUCUGGCUAUGACCAUUGGAAAAAUGCGGUGGCUGCAUUCCGUAAGCAUGUUGGUGGGGCAUGUAGCAUUCAUAAUAAUUCAAGGACAGCUUGUGUAGAUUUUCAGAAUCAAAGGGCAAGUUUGAAAAGCAAAGUUAUAACUUAUAGCAAAGACUCACUAGUCAAGUAUGAAACCCGCGUGGAUACAUCUUUGGGUAUUGUGAGUCAUCUAGCAUUGCAAGGUGAACCAUUUCGUGGACACGAUGAGUCCUCCUCUUCUUUGAACAAAGGCAAUUUUUUGGAAAUGCUUGAUUGGUAUAAAGAAAGGAAUAGAGAAGUGAAACUUGCAUUUGAUGAGUUGUGUCCUAAAAAUGCAAAGAUGAUUUCCUCAGAUAUUCAGAAAAUACUUGCCAGACAUUGUGCGGAAGCGGUCACCAAACGCAUCAAAGAGGAGAUGGAUGGUUGUCUUUUCACCGUUCUUAUUGAUGAAUCUCGUGAUAUAUCGGUCAAAGAACAAAUGGCCGUGGUUGUGAGGUAUGUGAACAAAAGUGGAGAGAUUAUUGAAAGAUUUUUGUGCAUUAAGCAUGUCCCAAACACAACAUCGGCAGCUCUAAAGGAGGCACUUUUGGAUGUAUUUGGUAAACAUGGUCUACUCAUUGCAAGACUACGAGGGCAAGGGUAUGAUGGAGCAUCUAAUAUGAGAGGACAAUUUAAUGGCCUUCAGAAGUUAAUUCGUGAUGAGAACCCAUAUGCUUUCUAUAUUCAUUGCUUUGCCCACCAGUUGCAGUUGAUAGUUGUUGCUUUAUCGAGAUGUUGCAAAGGUCUUGAAGAUUUCUUUGACGAUGCGUCUAGUAUUGCCAAUCUUUGUAGUUCAUCUUGCAGGAAGAUGGAUAUAUUGCUUGAUAAGCAUAAAGAGAUUCUUCUGGCUAAGAUCAAGAACGGUGAUAUGCCCACGGGAAGAGAAGUUUUGGGCAUUGUUGAGGAUGACGCGCGUAAUCCAACUAAGGCAGGAGGUUAUGUUCAUAAAAUGGAGACAUUUAACUUUGUGUUCAUCAUGAAGAUGAUGUUAAAACUACUUCGUAUGACAAAUGAUGUCUCUUUUCUAUUGCAAAAGAAGGAUCAAAAUAUUGUUGAGGCAAUCUCUUUGGUUACGGAUGUGAGAACACGUUUGGUCAAUUGGAGGAAUCAUGGUUGGGAGUCACUCUUUGAAGAGGUCAAAUCAUUUUGCAUUGAAAAUGAAGUCAUAAUCCCAAGUAUGGAUACCAUGGUAACAAGAUGGGGUAAAACAAGAAAAGGAGGAAAAUACCAGGUCACCACUGAUCAUUUUUAUCGUGUUGACACCUUCUAUGUUGCUAUAGACUCUAUUGUCACUGAGUUUGAUCAUCGUUUUAAUGAGGCAUCUUCAGAGGUUCUUCAAAACUUUUCUUGUCUUGAUCCACGAGACUCAUUUGCCAGGUUUAAUGUGAAUAAGCUUGCUCGCCUUACAGAGAUUUAUUAUGAGGAUUUCUCUGAUUAUGAGCGUGAGCAUAUACAGGAUGCCCUUGAGCUAUUCCAUGUUCAUAUGACGAGAGUUGAAGAUUUUAGAGAUUGUCUUGAUAUUGCAAGCCUAGCUAAAAGGAUGGUUGAGCUUAAAAGGCACACCAUGUUUCCUACUGUUUACCGCCUCAUUGAGUUGGCAAUGCUUUUACCGGUGGCGACGGCAACAGUUGAAAGAGCAUUCUCAGCUAUGAAGAUUAUCAAGACAGAGUUGCGCAACAAGAUGUCCGAUGGUUGGCUUAAUGAUUUGAUGGUGUGCUACAUCGAGCGAGGGAUAUUCAAAAGUCUUGAUCUUUCUGAAAUUAAAAAAGAUUUUCAGAAGGAAGGUAGGGCUCUGCCAUUGCCUGGGACUUCAAGACGACACUAA
Messenger RNA from Lolium perenne, 2844 nucleotides. RefSeq lists its product as uncharacterized. Lineage: Eukaryota; Viridiplantae; Streptophyta; Magnoliopsida; Poales; Poaceae. The record is from RefSeq and is a predicted model, not a curated record. Gene Ontology annotation, molecular function: protein dimerization activity.